Messenger RNA from Sebastes umbrosus (honeycomb rockfish), 4704 nucleotides. RefSeq names its product WD repeat and FYVE domain containing 1 (gene wdfy1). The coding region runs from base 142 to 1374 and encodes 410 amino acids. Gene Ontology annotation, molecular function: protein binding; metal ion binding. The transcript is spliced from 12 exons. NCBI's taxonomy places the organism in Eukaryota, Metazoa, Chordata, Actinopteri, Perciformes, Sebastidae. The record is from RefSeq and is a predicted model, not a curated record.
CCACUCUUGCAGUGAUUACGGUAAUCCUGACAGCGGCUCCGUGCUGUCAGCUGAUCUUCCUCCUCUUACUGUUGAGUGAGGAGGAAAACCAGCUGAAGGAAAACACUGCUGGGAUCCUUUAAAAACACUAAAAACACAACCAUGGCUGCGGAGAUUCACUCGAGGCCCCAAACCGCCAGACCGGUCCUCCUGAACAAGAUCGAGGGACACUCGGACGCUGUCAACUCGGCCGUUUUAAUACCGAAAGAGGAUGGAGUGAUCACCGUCAGCGAGGACAGAACCAUCCGAGUUUGGCUGAAAAGAGACAGCGGCCAGUACUGGCCGAGCAUCUACCACACAGUCUCCUCUCCGUGCUCUUGCAUGUCGUACCACCAUGACAGCAGACGCAUCUUCAUAGGCCAGGACAAUGGAGCUGUCGUGGAGUUUCUCAUCUCUGAAGACUUCAACAAGAUGAGCCACGUCAAAACAUAUCCAGCCCACCAGAACCGAGUGUCGGAUAUGGUGUUCUCCCUGGAGAGUGAGUGGGUGGUGAGUACUGGCCAUGACAAGAGUGUGAGCUGGAUGUGCACCCAGAGUGGCAGCAUGCUGGGGAGACACUACUUCACGGCCUGGGCCUCCUGCCUACAAUACGAUCACGAGACGCAGCAUGCCUUUGUCGGCGAUUACUCGGGACAGAUCACGCUGCUGAAACUGGAGAAGCAGACGUACUCCACCAUCACUACACUGAAGGGUCAUGAAGGUAGUAUAGCGACCCUGUGGUGGGACCCCGUCCAGAGGCUGCUGUUCUCAGGAGCCUCCGACCACAGCAUCAUCCUGUGGGACAUUGGGGGGCGCAAAGGACGGACGUUACUGUUGCAGGGGCACCACGAGCGUGUUCAGGCCUUGCGUUACCUCCAGCUGACCAGGCAGUUGGUGUCGUGCUCAGCCGACGGAGGCAUGGCGGUGUGGAACAUGGACACACAAAGAGAAGAGGCGCCCCAGUGGUUAGACAGCGACUCCUGUCAGAAGUGUGAGCAGCCUUUCUUCUGGAACAUCAAGCAGAUGUGGGACACUAAGACCCUGGGGCUCAGACAGCACCACUGCAGGAAGUGCGGCAAGGCUGUGUGUGGGAAAUGUAGUUCUAAACGCACCACGUUCCCACUCAUGGGCUUCGAGUUCCCCAUACGGGUGUGUGAUGCCUGCUUUGACACCGUCAAAGAAGAAGAUCGAACACCGUUGGCCACAUUCCACGAGGGGAAACACAACAUCGCCCACAUGGACAUGGACCCAUCCAGAGGCCUGAUGGUCACCUGUGGAAGCGACCGCAUUGUUAAGAUCUGGGAUGUGACGCAGGUGGUUGGCUGUAGCUUAGCAACAGGCUUCUCUUCGCGCUGAUUGGCCCAGCCCACUGCAUAAUCCCGCCCACUCUUCCAAUGUCAUGGAAACCCCUCUGUACAGCAUCUCUCCUGGGAUCUUCAGCUACAACAGGCCUGCUCUGGGUGAAUGUGUGAACGUGUGUGUGUGAGAGUGUGUGUUUUGUAUGUGUGUGUCGAUAGUGUAGCCCUCCCACCUUUUUCUGUUGCUUCUCAAACAUUUAAUUUCACUGUCAGUCAAUCAUCAAAGUGAGUGUGACUAAUUUUUUUUUUUCAACUUUUUGCUCUGAACCCUAAGCACAACUGUGUGUGUGUGUGUGUGUGCGUGCCUGUACGUGUGCAUGCACCGUAAUGAUUUCUCCUAUGGGAGGAAUGCUAUUGAUAUUAGUGUUUACAUUAUAUUAAUAUUUCCGAUGCUUCUUUUGACAAAGGUCAUUUUUUUAUUACCCUUGCACUGUAAAGUUUCACUAAAUCGCUGACCUGGCAACCCUGUUCAAACAUACACUAGCUUGCUCAUUACUGUGGCCCUCUAACUGCAUAUUACUCACUGUAACAUGUAAAACAAAUCAUCAUCCUAAUCACGUGUAUAUACCCCUGCAUCAUGUGUAUAUUAGAUAGUUGCUUUUUUCAGUCUUUCCCCUCUGUUUUUCAGUUUCUUUUCUUUCACUAGUUGGCCUUAAAUCACUCUCAGGAGGUUUUACAUCAGUAGGUUGUCACUGGACGGGGGGCUCUUCAUGUCAGUUAUCAUCGUUAUUAAUGUGUAAUCAAUAGCACAGCCUCUUUCUUGAUACGUGAAGGAAAUCUCUUGAAAGAUGCUGCCGUAGACAUUUGAUAAACUUCUACGAUGUUUGCAUAACAUCAUGGGAAAUUGAAAUAUUCUUCGGCAGCAUCAAACAUCCUGACCAGUCAAAUUACAAUUCAAGAUUUUUGUUAAUGCAGCUUUUUAGCUUUAUGGGUUUGAGUCCCCAACUUUAAAGGGAUAGUUUGGGUGUCUUGAAGUGGGGUUGUAUGAGGUACUUAUCCAUAGUCAGUGUAUUACCUACAGUAGAUGAUGGUCGCCACGCCCCCAGUUUGGAGAAGCAGACAGGAGUUACCGCACAGGAGAAAAGUAAUGUACCGCUGUGGACGGGGGCAGCAGCAAAAUGUAUUUUUAAGACUAUGGAUAAGUACCUCAUACAACCAAAACAUAACAACCAAACUACCCCUUUAAUUUUGGUAAAAACAAAUUUAAAUAAUAGCACAGCAUCACCACCUCCUAGAUAUUUAUCACUCUCUUUAAAAAACUUUAAAUGUGUAGGUAGAUACCACUCGGCACUGAUGGUGUAAACUCACGAUUCUAAUGCCUCAUGAGAAUUACUUUUCAUCUAUAAUUUAUAAAAAAAAUAUAAAUAUUGCAAGUUUUAUGUGGAGCUGAAAUUGGACUUCCUCCCACCAGAAAGGCACUUAGGUACUGGACAGGUACAUGUAGCACUAAAUGCUGGCGUGUUGAAUCGUCCCCGGCUGAAUCGCGGGUCAGAUCAGGGCUGCCUGUGUUCCUUCAAAAAGCCUUAACGAGAGAAGGACACGCUCACAAAGCCUUUUCUAGUGGUUUCAUCAGUGCUUACGACUGUUCACUCAUGUACUCACCUUGUUCUGAAGCUCUGGAUGUCUCGUUUCCUUUUCAUUCUGUUUCUUUUCUCUCUUCUGUGUAUCAAGGUUAUCUCAUAACGCUCUCACCACUGCACUGAAUUGCACAACUCGUGGUCUUUUUUGUCUUUUUUGAAUUAAACAAAACGUUUUUGUAAGUUCAGAUUUUGGGAGCGGGGUAAUAGCUGGAUUCGAUGUAGCGUCCUUUGUAAAUAACGGCUGGUAUCUUCUAAUGUUAGACUAACGCUUGCCUUAUUGUAAGUGGAGAAAAAAAAAUAGCAUUAUAAUGUUGGACUUUCAAAAAAUGUAGUCACAUUCCAGGUUUUUGAUCAUGUAGUGUAUAUUUAUAUUUGUAGUAAAGUAUUUAUCUAUUAUCAUUGUAAAUGGUUGUUUCCUUUUUCUUUGUGCCCAUCUAGUAGAACUAGAACACUCUUUUAACGAAGCACAUGCAAACUCAGUAACGUUGAGAUGGACGGCAGUAUUUUGAAUCCUAACACGGACAGAGAUUGACCGGUUAAUCAAUAUCACCGCUAUUAUUUCUCAUCAUCAAGACUCCAUGAUGUUUAGAUGUCACACAGUAAUACUUGGGGUUAGACUGAAAGAGGAUAGUAGCCAAUAUUUAGCACGCAUGUUCAUUAUAAUAACAUUUGAGUGUUUCUGUCCUUUUUGUCGCUUCCCUCCAAAGAUGGAAGCUCUAGAAUAAAACAUGCCUUAAUGCCUUAAUUGGCUGAUAAUUGAUUAUUUUCUUUGGUCUACUUCCCAAAAAAAAAAGCUAAAAGGCUCCAUAUAUUUAUGUAUAACUCUAAAGUUGGGUGAGUCUCUGUGGGUCUAUCACAUAAAAACAACAAAUUUCAUGUUACAUUUAGUUAUUUCAUCCAUUGUUAAUAUAAAAAUAUUGAUUUGUGCAGCUUUAAAUACUUUAAAAGAGUAAAUAAAAUGUGCAAAGCUGUAAUAAUUGAUGUAGCAGGAUGGUCAGAGCAGCGGACAUUUGUAUGCGUCUGUCUCAAUAUUGGCAAGCUGAUCUCAGUCCAGCCCUAAGUACCCCAUAGAGUCAUGUCACACAGCGUCAUCUUUGGUCUACAGGGUUAUUGACGAUGCUACCGAACAAUCAGGAGUUCUCUUUUCCUUUUUUAGUUAACUGGCUUCUUCCAGUCAUUACUCUAGGCUUUAUCAUGUCCUCGUAACAGAUUGGGUUUGGUGAUAAAAGGCUUUCUGGCUCUGGGAGGCUUAACUCCACACAGCAGAUGUUAAAAGUAUGAUGGACGGCAGGAUUAGCUGUUUACAGUAACAGCUAAUGAAAUAGAUCUCCAGAGCUGCCAGGAAGGAAGGAAGGAAGGAAUAGAUUCUUCUCAUGUUGUAAAUGGUUGAUUUCCCCUUUUUCUUUCACCAGAUGGAGCAGUUUAUUGGAGUCAUUUUGUUUUUGUAGUUCAUCAGACACUAGACUGGAUGGCCUUCACGUUGAUGCGAGGCCACAUCAACACUUAAAAAGAUGACUCAUUUUCCACAAUGGCCUCCCCAUUAUCUCUGUAAAUUGAUUUCUGUUUUGUUUGACUUUCAGAUGCUUGUAAAAGACACUCGCUGUUGUUAAUGUAUCUCUCAAAAAUAAUUGUAUUUUUAAAUACUUUUGUUGACAAUAUACAGUACUGACUUAAUUCUCUCUGGGCCCUCAACACAGGAAACAGAGAGAAAAGAACUGAUGCUUAAUAAAGAUAUUCUGAUAUGUUUA